Molecule: messenger RNA, 624 nt
Organism: Priceomyces carsonii
Lineage: Eukaryota; Fungi; Ascomycota; Pichiomycetes; Serinales; Debaryomycetaceae
Exons: 1
Coding region: 1-624 (207 amino acids)
Biological process (GO): RNA processing
Source: RefSeq, a predicted model, not a curated record
AUGAUCAGGCGAAAUUGGAGCUUGGCUGAUGAUGUUAGAAAGAACGAGAAGAGGCGACAGCAAAAGGUCCAAGAGAGACAGAAAUUUCAAUUCAAGAAUGACAAAUUAUCAAAGGUAGACCCAGUACGGCUAUACAGACAAAUUCAAAGAUUAGAAGCUAAUGGAGAUGACUCAGAAGCUCAAAAGAAAUACCUUAAGAAUUUGAAAUCUGAUUGGGAGUUUAUUAUUGAACAUAAUAUGCAUAAAGAGAUCGUGGAGCCAUUCUUAAAGAAAGUUGAACAAGAAGAGAAGAAAUCGUUACAGGAAAAGAGAAAGCUCUGGGGAAGACAAUCGAUAUAUUUUAAUCCUGAAUUAAAUCCUUUAGGAAAAGUACCCAAUCACUUAUCAGAUUUGCUUAGACCAUUGCCCAAUCUAACAAAGCCUUUGAAGGUAAAAGAAGGUUAUAAAAUAGAUCCGCUAAUCGAUGAGCUAGGAGUCGUCCUUCCCGAAGGAGAUCCACCUAAGUUUUAUAAGAUGGUCCAAAAUACUGAAAAACCUACUUACGAGGAUACCAUAAAGGUUUCAAAGAAACAGACUCCUAGUAAUGCUCCUGGCGUACAAAACAAGAAAAGAAAGGUCGGUUGA